AUGUCUGACUUGGGAAGCGCGGCUGGUUCGAUUGGCCUCGCAGGCACAGGGCGUACACAAAAUGGCGCUUCACGUGCAGCCCAUGGCCCUGUCCCCGUUAACACACACCCCCCAAGUGGGGUCCGGACACCGACCGAUAUCAUGAGACAGCGCCGGGACCGAGAAGCUCGCAAAAAAGCGGAACAGGAAGCCAGAGAUAGGGAACAGGAAGAGGCCGAGCACAGACGGCAAGAGUCACAAGAAAGGACUCAGGAUCCAGCCCAGCCCUAUGCUGCUGGCGUUGCGGGUAAUCGACCUUCCCAGCGGAGAGCAGGGCCCAGUGCUCCCGCGGGGUCUGACAUUCAGCCGGAAUCGCGUACGACGCAGCAGCCUCCGGGAAUUCCAGCGGCGGCUCAACGACCAGAUUCCCAGGCGCACGGCCAGGCUCCGGUUCCACACGCCCACCCCAGACAACCCGGGCCCUCGGCACAGCACAAUCCUCAGCCGCCACCAACGGGCUCGACUGGCUUCCAAAAGCAACCAGCACAAGCUCCAAAUCAGCCUGGUACUUCCCAAGCGCAGCAGCCACCACGACGUGUCGGUUUUCCUCAUGCGUUUGAACGGUGGGAAACGUUAUCCUCCCAUUGGGAAGGCCUAACUGGCUACUGGAUUCGAAAGUUGGAGCAGAACAGUGAGGCUUUAGAACGCGACCCCAUUAGCCAACAGAUGGCCCGUCAGGUGACCGAUCUUUCCGCUGCUGGUGCCAACCUUUUUCACGCCGUUGUGGAAUUGCAGCGUCUGCGGGCAUCGUCCGAGCGAAAGUUCCAGCGGUGGUUCUUUGACACCCGUGCAGAGCAAGAGCGCGCCAAAGAACUCCAGGCCGAUUUGGAGCGACAAGUCAGGACUGAGAAACAAUCGCGGACAGAAGCAAUGGCCGCAUUGCAGAAGGCCGAAAGCGACAAGGGUCGCGUGGAGUCGCUGCUCAAGGAAAUGCGCCGAGAACUUCAAAUAUCCAAGGAAGAAGCCCGUCGUGCGUGGGAGGAACUUGGUCGCCGUGAGCAAGAGGAAAGGGAUCGAACGAACUCCCUCCGCAACGGAGAGCCCACCUUAGUUGGGGGAGUGCAGGUGGUGCCGAUGAUUCAGGGCCUCCCUUCUCGGUCAAGCACCGCGAACCAUCCAUCAGGUGGCCCAGGAAAGUCAUCCGAAGGUCAUUACUAUGAAGAGGCGCCCGGGUCACCUACCGAGACCGAUCCAUUCACGGAGGGGCAGCGUCCUUAUCAGGAAUCUGACAGCCAACGCUAUGCUCCCCGACCACCCAACACGUCAGCAGCUGCAGAAUCCUCAGGACAGUAUGCAGGAAAUUACUAUGAACACGAUGGCGAGUACACUGGCCGACCAACCUCUGAAAACGACAAUCGCUCCUAUGAUCCGAGCGCAGCUAGCAGUGAGCCUGGCGAUGAUGAAUAUGGCGGGUAUCGUCGUACUCAGCCUCAACAAGGGCCUUCCAUCGUUUACCCACGUCCUAUGUCCGAGGAAAGCGAUGACUAUGAGCGGGGAUCCAUGGAUGAUGAAGGGGGCUAUGUGCCUAGCACUUUGCCGCCGACAACCUCAGCACCUUUUAGCCAGGGCUCUGUAGAUUACAGUGGCUCUGGAUGGGGAAACACUUGGGACUCCGUGACCCCUCGUCAUCGCCAUCCGACCCGGCUCAGCGAUGUUAUGGAAGAGGAAGAACCUCGAACUACGCCUAGCCGUGCAAGCCGUGCCAGCCGUGCCAGCCAAGCCAGCAGAAGUGUACACUAG
This is a messenger RNA of Aspergillus bombycis, 1779 nucleotides long. RefSeq lists its product as uncharacterized. The transcript has a single exon. The coding region runs from base 1 to 1779 and encodes 592 amino acids. The record is from RefSeq and is a predicted model, not a curated record. Lineage: Eukaryota; Fungi; Ascomycota; Eurotiomycetes; Eurotiales; Aspergillaceae.